This is a messenger RNA of Oncorhynchus nerka (sockeye salmon), 9566 nucleotides long. RefSeq names its product diacylglycerol kinase delta-like. The record is from RefSeq and is a predicted model, not a curated record. The coding region runs from base 1112 to 4372 and encodes 1086 amino acids. The transcript is spliced from 31 exons. Gene Ontology annotation, biological process: diacylglycerol metabolic process; intracellular signal transduction; lipid phosphorylation. NCBI's taxonomy places the organism in Eukaryota, Metazoa, Chordata, Actinopteri, Salmoniformes, Salmonidae. Gene Ontology annotation, molecular function: ATP-dependent diacylglycerol kinase activity.
GUGUUUUCCUGUGACAGUAGAGCGAGAGAAGCAGAAAUGUGACAGCUCAGUCGUGUGGCAGGAUUCAAGCAGAAAGACAGGCACCCAGGCCGGGCAGAAGCAGUGGGAGACGCCGCUGUAGACCACCGGAACGGAGAGUGGAUUUGGCUUCACCACAACAAACAUCCAUUGAUGGAAAAUAAAGAGGAACCAGCAAAGAACGAAAACAGAAGUCAACCAGUGACAGUUUCGCCCAACAACUGUCUUAAACGAACCUGUCGCCUUAGGUCAACUUACAAAGCGCGAAGAUUGAAGACAGAAGAGAGUCUGGUCACACACGUCACAUUGUCUUCUCCCUCUCCUUCUCCCUAGUCCUUUCCUUCAGUCCUCCUUCUCCCAAGUCCUUUCCUUCAGUCCUCCUUCUCCCAAGUCCUUUCCUUCAGUCCUCCUUCUCCCAAGUCCUUUCCUUCAGUCCUCCUUCUCCCAAGUCCUUUCCCUUCAGUCCUCCUUCUCCCAAGUCCUUCCCUUCAGUCCUCCUUCUCCCAAGUCCUUUCCCUUCAGUCCUCCUUCUCCCAAGUCCUUUCCCUUCAGUCCUCCUUCUCCCAAGUCCUUUCCCUUCAGUCCUCCUUCUCCCAAGUCCUUUCCCUUCAGUCCUCCUUCUCCCAAGUCCUUUCCCUUCAGUCCUCCUUCUCCCAAGUCCUUUCCCUUCAGUCCUCCUUCUCCCAAGUCCUUUCCCUUCAGUCCUCCUUCUCCCAAGUCCUUUCCCUUCAGUCCUCCUUCUCCCAAGUCCUUUCCUUCAGUCCUCCUUCUCCCAAGUCCUUUCCUUCAGUCCUCCUUCUCCCAAGUCCUUUCCUUCAGUCCUCCUUCUCCCAAGUCCUUUCCUUCAGUCCUCCUUCUCCCAAGUCCUUUCCUUCAGUCCUCCCUCUCCCAAGUCCUUUCCUUCAGUCCUCCCUCUCCCAAGUCCUUUCCUUCAGUCCUCCCUCUCCCAAGUCCUUUCCUUCAGUCCUCCCUCUCCCAAGUCCUUUCCUUCAGUCCUCCCUCUCCCAAGUCCUUUCCUUCAGUCCUCCCUCUCCCAAGUCCUUUCCUUCAGUCCUCCCUCUCCCAAGUCCUUUCCCUUUAAACAGCCACCAUCAUGGCUUCCAAACUGAAUCCGAAUAUCCUAUACGUCCAAGAACCACAGGAGUCUCACUCAUCAUUGGAAACUGACCACCUUGCGCAGCCCGAACCCGGUGAAGAGAGCUCCGAUAGUGACGGAGAGCCAGAUGAGACGGAGCAGAAGCUAAUCCGAAAGGUGUCCACAUCGGGGCAGCUACGUGCCAAGAAAAGUGUGAAGGAGGGGAUUCUAUUGAAACAGACUAGUUCAUUCCAGAGAUGGAAAAGGAGGUUCUUCAAAUUGAGAGGAAGGACACUUUACUAUGCCAAAGACUCAAAGUCUCUGAUAUUUGACGAGGUGGACCUAUCAGACGCCAGCGUGGCCGAGACCAGCACCAAGAACAUCAACAACAGCUUUACGGUGAUCACUCCGUUCAGGAAGCUGAUGCUAUGUGCAGAGAGCAGGAAGGAGAUGGAGGAUUGGAUUGGUGCUCUGAAGUCUGUACAGAAAUGGGAGACUUACGAGACCAGUCUAUUUAAUAUGGAACAUUUCUCUGGGAUGCAUAACUGGUAUGCCUGUUCCCACGCCAGACCCACCUUCUGUAACGUCUGCAGAGAGGCCCUCUCCGGAGUCACCUCACAUGGACUGUCCUGUGAAGUGUGUAAGUUCAAGGCCCAUAAGCGCUGUGCGGUGCGCUCCACCAACACCUGUAAAUGGACCACGCUGGCCUCCAUAGGAAAUGACAUCAUGGAGGAUGAGGAUGGGGUGUCCAUGCCUCACCAGUGGUUAGAAGGGAACCUGCCGGUCAGUGCUAAGUGUGUGGUGUGUGAUCGGAACUGUGGCAGUGUCAGGAGACUGCAGGACUGGAGGUGUCUAUGGUGCACAGCUAUUGUCCACAGCAGCUGUAAAGAGCAGAUGGGAAAGGUGUGUCCUCUGGGUCAGUGUCGCGUCUCAAUCAUCCCUCCUACAGCCCUCAACAGUAUCAACUCUGACGGCUUCUGGAAGGCCACCUCUCCCUCCUGCACCUCUCCUCUCCUGGUCCUCUGUAACUCUAAGAGUGGAGACAACCAAGGAGUUAAGUUCCUGAGGAAGUUUAAACAGCUCCUCAACCCUGCACAGGUCUUUGACUUAAUGAAUGGAGGGCCUCAGCUGGGUCUGCGUGUGUUCCAGAAGUUUGCCACGUUUCGUAUCUUGGUGUGCGGAGGAGAUGGCAGUGUUGGUUGGGUGCUGUCUGCACUGGACAAACUAAACCUGCACAAACAGUGCCAGCUAGGUGUGCUCCCCCUGGGGACAGGUAAUGACCUAGCCAGGGUGCUGGGCUGGGGAGCGCUGUGUGACGAUGACACUCAGCUGCUACAGAUCGUAGAGAAGCUGGAGAGAGCCACCACCAAGAUGCUGGACAGGUGGAGUGUGAUGACAUACGAGCUUCCCACCAAACACUGUCCAAUGGUGAAGGAAGACUAUUUUAGUCCCGACUCACCCUUACAGGUCCACAUCACUCAGUAUGCAGACUCUGUGGCCUCCCACCUCACCAAAAUCCUGGACUCGGACAAACCCACUGAUGUCAUAUCCUCUGCCAAGUUUUUGUGUGGGACGGUGAAUGAUUUUGUAGCAGAGGUGGGGAGAGCGUAUGAGAGAGCCACAGAGAACAAGGAGGAGGCCGAUGCUAUGGCCAAGAAGUGUACUCUGUUGAAUGAGAAGCUGGGCAGCCUGGUGAAGGCUCUGAGUGAGGAGGCUGAUGCCAAGGUGGUUCCAGUGGGCAGCGUGCCACCCCACGAGGACCAGGAGGGGGGCACAGACACCCCUGGAAGGGAGCCCCCGUACAGGUCCAGAGAACAGCUGAUGAUGAGAGCUAACAGUCUGAAGAAAGCCCUGAGACAGAUCAUAGAACAGGCUGGGAAAGUGGUAGAUGAACAGAACAGACACACUCAUAUCCAGCACAUGUCUUCCUCCUCGUCCAUAAAGAGAGAGAACAGUGAGGAGCUGACAGAGCCAGAACCACGUCACAUCAGUUUGAGUCCCACGAGUUCCUCUAGCAUCGUCUUGGAGAAACCAGAGAGUCUCAGCCCUCCAUCCUUUAACGAGGAUCAGUGUUCAGAGAAAUGUGUACUGAACAAUUACUUUGGGAUCGGUCUGGAUGCUAAGAUCUCCCUGGAGUUUAACAACAAGAGAGAUGAACAUCCCAAGAAAUGCAGUAGUCGUACUAAGAACAAGUUGUGGUAUGGGGUAAUGGGAACCAAGGAGCUGGUGCAUAAGACGUAUAAGAACCUGGAGCAACGGGUACUGUUGGAGUGUGAUGGUGUCUCUAUAUGUCUGCCCAGUCUUCAGGGACUAGCUGUUCUCAACAUCUCCAGCUAUGCAGGAGGAAUCAACUUCUGGGGUGGCACCAAAGAGGACAGCAACUUUGGCGCCCCGUCAUUUGACGAUAAGAAGCUGGAGGUGGUGGCUGUGUUUGGCAGCAUGCAGAUGGCUGUGUCCAGAGUCAUCAACAUCCAACACCACCGCAUCGCACAGUGUCGUCAGGUAAAGAUCACUAUCCUAGGAGACGAGGGGGUACCAGUACAGGUGGAUGGAGAAGCAUGGAUUCAGCCUCCAGGGAUAGUCAAGAUCACACACAAGAACAGAGCUCAGAUGCUAACCAGAGACCGGAACUUUGAGAGGACUCUGACGUCAUGGGAGGACAAGAGGAAAAUUGACAGCUACCAUUCCUCCAGGCCCCGCCUCAACUCUCAGCAGUCUAUGGAAUACCUCACAGAGGAGGAGUGUGCUCAAGUACAGCAGCUGGGCCUGGUGGCAGACAUGCUCAUCACUAGGAUAAGAGAUGCGGCUAAGACACACAAGCUGGUGGAACAGGAGUUAGCUCAUGCUGUCAACGCCAGUGCCCUGGUCCUCAGUGAAGCCUUCCCCUCCAAGCCGUCCAGCCCUGAGUGUCUGAGUCGCAGUACAGCAGUGGAGAUCGUGAACAGCAGUAGAGUCCUUCAGCUGGAGACCACGAUGCUGCUGGAGGGGAAACUACUGGUGGAUUCUCCCCAGGAAGAGGAGCUCCUCUCUACUCUCAGCAGUCUGAGCGCUGAACUCCACAAGCUGGACGACAUACACUGGAUCUGCCCUGCCAUGCACUGCUCUGAGGAGGUGGCUGACACUGUGAGGGUGAGCGGUAAGAGCAGUAUUAAGAUGAAGAUGAUGCCCAAGGUGAAGAGGGAGAGAGAGAAGCUCCACAAGCAGAAGUCCAAUAGCUCUCUGUCAGCAUCUUGGGAUAUUAAAGGUGGCGCAAAUGAGACGGGUCCUUCAGGCAAUUGAGGAACUUAAACGCAAAGGCUUAACAAGGUACACACCUCGCCAUGGCAGCCAGGGGAGGCGAGGGGUGUCACCCUCUUCUUCCUACGGGACGUGGGCUUUACCUACCGAGGGGUGAGAAGUACAAAAUGAUUCCACGACCCUCCCGCCUUUCAGCUAACACCUCCCCCUUGACUCUCGAUGUUCUCCAUUUUGAAAUUAGGGAGGAGUUGUUUUUAACUAAGGGGUGUGGCUUUGCAUUCUUUUCACCAUUUGGGGUCCUGUUAUUGGUUCUAUUUGGCCUGCUGACCCAGGAGGUGGGCGUGGCUUCUUGAGAUGAAAGCAGAGAAGGAGAAGAGACGCUCUCUUAGCAACUUGUUUCCUUGACGACGCAAUGUGUUUACGUAGGCGGAGCUCUCCUUUGCAUGACAUGAGCAGCCAUUUUUGUUUUUAUUUUUAAAUAACUCCUUUUUUUGGCAGGCGUUUACACUACCCUUCCUCUUUUCUCUCUUUUGUAAUCUUUAUUGACUUUCGUGACAACUUACAGGACUUUUUAGUUUCCUCGAUAAAUCUGAAGUCUGAAGACGACUUUGCUUUCUGUUCCUAUCGCCGUAAGAACAACAAAAAUACAAAUGAACAACAAUGUAAACAACAUCUCAAAUUAUUAACUAGAAAAAUAGACCAUUGCAGGGUCAUAUUGAGGAAUGUACUACAUGUGUGCGUAUUACCUUGUGAAUAUUCAUAUUACCUUGUGAAUAUUCAUAUUACUGUGUGAAUAUUCAUACUACAGUGUGAAUAUUCAUAUUACCGUGUGAAUAUUCAUAAGGUAGUAUGACUGGCCUGAUGUCUCCAUCCCUGCAUGCCUUCCACUCUUCACUAUCCUAUGAGAUGGAAGAAGUAGCCCAGUAGACACUGAUCUAAGGUCAAGAUUAGAAUUAGAAAUCUGAUCCUAGAUCUGUGGUUAGGACAAACAUUCACCAUGAGCUUAUACAUUCCUUAAUGGUCUCGAUUGAGUAUGUGUAUAUAUAUAUAUAUAUAUAUAUAUAUAUUCUCUUGUAGAAAUUGGGUAGCGCCUUAUCUGAAGACACUUCUAUAAACUUUUUUAAUUUUUUUUAUUACGUUAUUAAUAGGAAGAAUAAAUUCAUAAAUAAUAAUAAAUUAGGAAAUGGAUACAACAUGUAUUACAACGUCCUGUAAUAUCUUGAACAUUUAUUUAAUAAUUUUAAUGCUGAACAAACUUGAAAUAAUGAUGUUUAUAGUCAAUCAGAUAAACUGUUAGCUAUAUGAAUGUGCUACUGUACCAUUAGCAUGCUGCUGUUAGAGGCUUUAAUGAGGUACCUUUACAUAUGUGGAAAGUUUCUUACCGGGCGCACUGGUUUAAAAUGACAUAUGACGAUUGUGUGUGUGUAUGUGCAAACGACACUGUGUGUGUGUCGUUAAUUUUACUGUGUCGUUCGAGUUUACUGUAUGUUGCCUUGCACUUUACAAAGCGAAACUUAAAGAACACAUUUGUGUGUGUGUGUGUUGUAAAGUGACCGUUGCUAUGACAACGGUCCCUCUCCGUCGUAUUUAUGACAAAUCUAUACAGAGAUAAUUGUGUGUUAAUAUAUAAAUAUAACCAAGCGAAUGUUAAAGUGUGUGUGUAUAUAUAUAAAUAUAUAUAUAUAUAUAUAUAUAUAUACACACACACACACAGUACCAGUCAAAAGUUUGGACACACCUACUGUACUCAUUCAAGGAUUUUUCUUUAUUUUGACUAUUUUCUACGUUGUAGAAUAAUAGUGAAGACAUCAAAAUUAUGAAAUAACACAUAUGGAAUCAUGUAGUAUUUUAGAUUCUUCAAAGUAGCCUUGAUGACAGCUUUGCACACUCUUGGCAUUCUCUCAACCAGCUUCAUGUGGAAUGCUUUUCCAGCUGUCUUGAAGGAGUUCCCUCAUAUGCUGAGCACUUGUUGGGUGCUUUUCCUUCGCUCUGCGGUCCAACUCAUCCCUAACCAUCUCAAUUGGGUUGAGGUUAGGUGAUUGUGGAGGACAGCUCAUCUGAUGCAAAAUUCCAUCACUCUCCUUCUUGGUCUAAUAGCCCUUACACAGCCUGGAGGUGUGUUUUGGGUCAUUGUACAGUUGAAAAACAAAUUAUAGUCCCACUAAGCGCAAACCAGAUGGGAUGGCGUAUCGCUGCAGAGUGCUGAUUAAGUGUGCCCUUAAUUCUAAAUAAAUCACAGACACUGUGACCAGAAAAGCAACAUCACACCUCCUCCUCCAUGCUUCACAGUGGGAACCACACAUGCGAAGAUCAUCCGUACACGUGCUCUGCAUCUAACAAAGAACCGGCAGUUUGAACCAAAAAUCUCAAAUUUGGACAGAUUUCCACCGGUCUAAUGUCAAUUACUCGUGUUUCUUGGACCAAGCAAGUCUCUUCUUGUUAUUGGUGUCCUUUAGUAGUGGUUUCUUAGCAGCAUUCGACCAUGAAGGCCUGAUUCACACAGUCUCCUCUGAACAGUAGAUGUUGAGAUGUGUCUUUUGACUUGAACUCUGAAGCAUUUAUUUGGGCUGCAAUCUGAUGUGCAGGUAACUCUAAUGAAUUUAUCCUCUGCAGGAGAGGUAACUCUGGGUCUCCUUUUCCUGUGGCGGUCCUCAUGAGAGCCAGUUUCAUCGUAGUGCUUCAUGUUUUUUCCUGAUUGACUGACCUUCAUGUCUUAAAGUAAUGAUGGAGUUCUUUCUCUUUGGUUAUUUGAGCUGUUCUUGCCAUAUUGUGGACUUGGUCUUUUACCAAAUAGGACUAUUUUCUGUAUACCCCUACCUUGUCACAACACAACUGAUUGGCUCAAACGCAUUAAGAAGGAAUGAAAUCCCACAAAUUAACUUUUAACAAGGCACACCUGUUAAUUGAAAUUCUUUUCACGUGACUACCUCAUGAACUGGUUGAUAGCAUGCCAAGAGUGUGCAAAGCUGUCAUCGAGGCAAAGGUUGGCUACUUUGAAGAAUCUCAAAUCUAAAAUAUAUUUUGAUUUGUUUAACAUUAUUUUGGUCACUACAUGAUUCCAUAUGUGUUAUUCCAUAGUUUUCAUGUCUUCACUAUUAUUCUACAGCAAAAAAAAAUAGAAAAUAAAGAAAAACCCUUGAAUGAGUAUGUGUGUCCAAACGUUUGACUGGUACUGUAUAUAAAGGAUUUGUGGUACUGUGUAUGUUUUACAGGGUUGCAAAAUUCCAGGUAACUCCCCAAAUUCCCAUGUUUUAUAGAAAUCCUGAUUGGAAGAUGUUUUAACCUGAAGGGAAUCAGCAGGAAAUCCAGGAAUCAUCCAACAAGGAAAGUCUAAGGAAUUUUGCAACCCUGAUGUUCUCAGUCAACACAAUCUCACGGAAGAACGUAUUCUCAAACAUGCUACUGCAAGGUUACUCCAAGGUUACGCCAACCGUUCCUUAGCAACUGUUUGUGUGUCUGUUGCGCGGUACUAGGAUAUCGGUACUGAACAGUGUUGAAGUCUUCAUGUGACAUAAAAUAUAUAGCUGUCAAUCGCCAAGGUACUGAGAGGAACGGAGAACAAUGCAACAACGUCUUGUCGGACUACAUGUCACGGUUGUGUGUAUUUGACAAUACGUUUUUGUGAACUCACUUUGUCUUGUGAACGCCCCCCUUACAGACAGAAGGACUCUGCUCUGCAAUGCUGGACUUGAUGUUGCACGUUGUUUGUUCAAAGAUGUUGAAUAAUAUUGUGCUGUUAAUUGGUUGUGCUGGUUGAUCGCUGUAACCAGGCUGGGAGGUUAGCCUUUGGACCUAACAUUAUUCCGUAGUCCUAAGUGUCAAGAUGUUGUAUAUUAUACUAUUUAAUGGUAUAAAUUGAUAAGAAGGGAUGGAAUUGAAUUGUGAAUCUUUGAUGUCAUCAUGUAUUGGACUUGAUUGAGUAUUGCAAAUAUACGUUUUUUUUUUUUUAGCUUCGAGCCAACCCAUUAUUUUGACACGUUACUCGACAGAAAUGUUUACUUUGCCAAUAAGAUGAUGAUCGCGCCUAGAAGCGAUGAAUUGACUUGUUUUACAGGCAUAUGAUUAUUUUUUAUCAGUGACUUUAAUCUGGGAUUGGAUCAAAAGGCGCGUUGUCGUCGACUAGAGCUCUGCACGUGAAAGGUCAAAGGUCAUUUACGAUGUCCCAGGAUCUGGUCCUAGCCUGUCUACGUGUGCGUGUGUCAAGUGCGACACAUAAUGCAAGUUCGAUAGAUGGAGUUCCUCCUUUUGGUUUUAAUGAAUAUUACAGCACAUUUAACGCCAUGUCACACACUGUACACACAAACAGAAAGGAUGUAGCUGAAUAUUCAAUACAGUAGGCCUUAUUUCAUUACAACAAAAUCUUAGUAUGGUGUCCAUAUUAGGACAUUGAUUCUGACCCCUGACUAUGUCCUAAUAUGGACACUGUACCAGAGGGUAGAGAGAAACUCCUCUAUAACAGAUUGAUAUUUGUAUCUGUGCGUACAGUAGAGAUCAAUACCAUUUCUUUAUAAAUAAAAAACCAGUAACAGUCUUACAGCCUUACCGUUCCUAGGACUGUAGGGAAGAUGGACAAUAAAAUAGAUCAAUCACUCUCACAUCUAGUGAGACCAUCCUCUUGACCUUAACAGUCGGGGUCGGACAAUCAAUCAAACACGGGCGUCUCCUACGCUUCUCGAAGAUUCUGAACAAUCAGUUUCUCUCACUCCUCAUCCAAGCCACUGAUGUCAUCGUCCUAAUCUAUGGAACCUGGAAUACAGUGAACAUUACUGUCUGUCCAUGUUAUCAUUAUAAUACAGUGAACAUUACUGUCUGGUCCAUGUUAUCAUUAAAAUACAGUGAACAUUACUGUCUGUCCGGUCCAUGUUUUCAUUAAAAUACAGUGAACAUUACUGUCUGGUCCAUGUUUUCAUUCUAAUACAGUGAGCAUUACUGUCCAGUCCAUAUUAUAAUACAGUGAACAUUACUGUCCAGUCCAUGUUUUCAGUGAAUAUUACUGUCCGGUCCAUGUUAUCAUUAAAAUACAGUGAAGAUUACUGUCUGGUCCAUGUUUUCAUUAUAAUACAGUGAACAUUACUGUCUGUCCAGUCCAUGUUAUCAUUAUAAUACAGUGAACAUUACUGUCUGUCCAUGUUAUCAUUAUAAUACAGUGAACAUUACUGUCUGGUCCAUGUUAUCAUUAAAAUACAGUGAACAUUACUGUCUGGUCCAUGUUUUCAUUAAAAUACAGUGAACAUUA